Cydia fagiglandana is the source of this 387-nucleotide messenger RNA. RefSeq lists its product as uncharacterized. The record is from RefSeq and is a predicted model, not a curated record. NCBI's taxonomy places the organism in Eukaryota, Metazoa, Arthropoda, Insecta, Lepidoptera, Tortricidae. The coding region runs from base 47 to 361 and encodes 104 amino acids. The transcript is spliced from 2 exons.
UUGUUUCAGAUUUUAUGAAGCGUAUUAUUUAGCCAAGGACAUAUUCAUGGACUUCUUCGACCUGUACACGGAGUGUGUGCACUCGACCAUUAAGCAAGAUCUCAUAAUAGAUGACAUACAAAGCUAUCUAUUUUAUCCUGCGAAGACUACUGUGGGCUACGCUCCAAAAUUCACUCAAAACCGUAGAUUUUUUGCUAAUCUGAUAGGCACGCCCGAGUUCCAUAGAAUGUUGAACAAAGACCUCGAGAAAUUGAGGGGAAGCUUUGUAGAAAAACUUAAGAAAUGUGAUAGUAUCGUGAUGGACGAGCAUCGGCUGAACGAGAUGUUAGAUAGACCCGUACAUGGUGUGAAAUAUGUUUAAAUAAUUAAAUAAAGUGAUAUCAUUGA